This is a messenger RNA of Scomber scombrus (Atlantic mackerel), 1079 nucleotides long. RefSeq names its product G protein-coupled estrogen receptor 1 (gene gper1). The transcript has a single exon. The record is from RefSeq and is a predicted model, not a curated record. NCBI's taxonomy places the organism in Eukaryota, Metazoa, Chordata, Actinopteri, Scombriformes, Scombridae. Gene Ontology annotation, biological process: cellular response to estradiol stimulus; G protein-coupled receptor signaling pathway. Gene Ontology annotation, cellular component: membrane. Bases 15 to 1079 code for a protein of 354 amino acids. Gene Ontology annotation, molecular function: nuclear estrogen receptor activity; G protein-coupled receptor activity.
CAACUACAGUAAGUAUGGAAGUGCAGACAACAUCUUUGUACUGGAUAUAUGUUAACAGCACAGAACAACUGAACACUUCAUAUGAGUACAACACUACGGAUUUGACUGAAAACUCAGACAAAUACCAAUCUUACAUUAUUGGUCUCUUCCUGUCCUGCCUGUACACCAUCCUCCUCUUUCCAAUUGGAUUUAUUGGUAACAUCUUAAUCCUGGUAGUGAACUUGAACCACAGAGAGAAGAUGACCAUCCCCGACCUGUACUUUGUUAACCUGGCUGUGGCUGACCUCAUCCUGGUGGCCGAUUCCCUCAUUGAGGUCUUCAAUCUGAAUGAGAAGUAUUACGACUACGCUGUCCUUUGCACCUUCAUGUCUCUUUUCCUGCAGGUAAACAUGUACAGCAGCAUCUUUUUUCUCACAUGGAUGAGCUUUGACCGGUACAUUGCAUUGGCAAGCUCAAUGAGCAGCAGCCCACUGAGGACUAUGCAGCAUGCCAAGCUCAGCUGUGGCCUCAUCUGGAUGGCUUCUAUCCUGGCCACUCUCCUUCCCUUCACCAUUGUGCAGACCCAGCACAGGGGUGAGGUGCACUUCUGCUUUGCCAACGUCUUUGAGAUUCAGUGGCUGGAGGUAACCAUUGGCUUUUUGGUGCCCUUUUCCAUCAUUGGUCUAUGCUACUCCCUGAUUGGGCGCAUCCUCAUGAGGUCCCAAAAGCACCGUGGAUUGUGGCCACGGCGGCAGAAAGCUCUGCGCAUGAUCGUGGUGGUGGUUCUGGUGUUCUUCAUCUGCUGGCUGCCAGAGAACGUUUUCAUCAGCAUCCAGCUGCUGCAGGGCACAGCUGACCCAUCGCAGAGGACUGCUACCACCCUGUGGCAUGACUACCCACUCACAGGCCACAUUGUUAACCUGGCAGCUUUCUCCAACAGCUGCCUCAACCCCAUUAUCUACAGCUUUUUAGGAGAAACCUUCAGGGACAAGCUGCGUCUCUUCAUUAAGCAGAAAGCCAGCUGGUCAGUAGUCAACCGCUUCUGCCGCAACCACCUCGAUUUACGCCUCCCUGUCAGGAGCGAAGUGUCAGAGGUGUGA